This is a messenger RNA of Chrysoperla carnea, 2784 nucleotides long. RefSeq names its product autophagy-related protein 13 homolog. NCBI's taxonomy places the organism in Eukaryota, Metazoa, Arthropoda, Insecta, Neuroptera, Chrysopidae. Gene Ontology annotation, cellular component: cytosol; Atg1/ULK1 kinase complex; extrinsic component of membrane. Gene Ontology annotation, biological process: piecemeal microautophagy of the nucleus; protein localization to phagophore assembly site; mitophagy. The record is from RefSeq and is a predicted model, not a curated record. The transcript is spliced from 4 exons. Bases 156 to 1553 code for a protein of 465 amino acids.
GUUGUGGAUGUCAUUAAACAUUUGUUAGCAAAUUUUUUUUUCAAAUCAAUUUGAAUGUGUUUAAAAAAAUGUGUUUGUGUUAUACAUAAAUUAUUGUGUAAAUUUUAUACAAAUAUUUUAUAUGGACUGUCAUAAUAUGUUAUUCAAAUAUCAUUAUGGCAUCUUUAAAAAUAACCGUGCAAGACAAGAAAGAAUUGGACAAGUUUACAAAAUUUUUAGCAUUAAAAGCUGCACAAAUAAUAGUUCAAUCAAGACUUGGUGAAAAAAUACAAACACAGGGAAAACCUUAUACAUCAGGAGCUGAUUGGUUUAAUUUGGCAAUAAAAGAUUUGCCAGAUGUGUUGGCUGAAGCAAAACAAGCAAUAUCAAGUGAAUUAGGGACCACACGUUUACCGCUAUGUGUAGAAAUAUCAUUACGUACUGCAGAAGGUGACACAAUGGUUUUGGAGACCUGGUGUUUAAGUUCAUUACACGAACAAUAUGACCCAGGCACAAGAGCCACAUAUACUGUAUAUAAUCGUAUGGGAAUACUAUUAAAAUCAUUAGUGUCAGUAACAAGAGUAACACCAGCGUAUAAAUUAUCUAGAAGGCAGAGCCCCGAUUCAUAUGUUAUAUGUUAUCGUAUUUAUAUGGGUGAACCACAAUUUCAUAAUUUAGGUGAUGGCUAUAAACAAGUACGAGUUGGACAAAUUUGUACACCAAUUGGUACGUUACAUUUGUCAGUGGCGUAUCGUACAAAAAUGACUAUUUCCCCAACACAGACUGGUAGUAAUAAUUCAAUUAUGCUCAAAAGUGAUCAUUUUAAAACAGAGACUGAUGAUAAAAAUACAAAGAAUGAUGAUGACAAUUAUGUUGUUAUCAUGAAUAAACCAUUAAAACGUGGUGCUUUUAUUGAACCUGAAUGUGUAAAUUUUCCUCCAAUCAGUCCGAAACCUUUUGAAAAAUUAUUUGAAAAGUAUAAUAAUGGUAAACAAUCUGUGGAAAUUCAAACACCGAAACCAAUCACUAAACCUUUAAGUAUAAAUAUUUCGAAGAAAAAGGAGAGUAGUUUGGAAGAAUUACGACCUUUGAAAGUACCAUUUGCACAAUCCGAUAAAGACGAUAUAGCAAAAGUAACAAAUCUCUAUUGGUAUUUUAAAGAAGCACCCACAUUAGAAUCAUUUGAGAAUGGUCCAACAAUUGGCGAACAAGAUUUAUUAGGUGAAAUAGAAAAACAUCAAAAACAACUACAAACCUACAAUACAUUAGUAAAAGAAUUAUUGCGAUCAUCAAAAGGUGAUGAUGACACGGAUCCCGAAAAUGAGAUCGAAAAGAAAAAAUCCAAAUCGAAAAAAGAUAAAGCAAACAAGAAACAACAACAAUCGUCAACCAUUAAUAAAGAAAAUAUUGAAUCGAAUAAUUCGUGUACACCAUCCUCAACGAAUUUAAUUACAAAUAAAAUCAUAUUAAAUGAUUCAAAUGAAAAUAGUAGUGGGGAUAAUAUUUUACCAGCACCUCCACAGAAAGUGAAUAAUGAUAAUCCCAAAAGUGAAGACGAUAAUAAUAAUAAUUAGAAUUAAAUAUUGAGAAAAAACUUUUAUUUUUGGAUGUUACCUGAAAAGACUGAUUGAUUCACAAAUGAAAGAAAACUUUUUAAAAUUUAUUAUUUAAUUUUUUUGAAGUGAUAACGAAGCGAAGAAAAGAAGUGGUUUAAGAAUACAAAAACGCUAUGAGAUUAUUUAUUUUAUUUAAGGUAGUGCAAAAAUUAUUUUUGAAUAAGAAAAUACCGAGAAUCCGAGAAAAAGCAGAGAAAUUGAUAAAAAUAUUAAGAGACUCUUAACGUAUCAAGAUUAUCCUGGAAAACAUGAAACUGGCAGAGAGUUCCUAGAUUCUGGAAAAAUUAGAGAAUUCCAAUCUCAGGCAGGGAAAUUAAUAAAUACAUGGUUUGAUCUAAAGAGAAAUAUUGCCUUAAGAACUUUUUCCGUGGAAGCCUGUAAUUUCCAUAACAAAUUACUCUACGAAUAUAUCAAGAAGACAAGAAGUUUAGUUUCUAGAAAAGGAAAGCCUUUAAAAAAGGGGUUCGUCUAAAUUAUCAUCGCUUCCGAUCAAGUCUAUCAUUUCUGCAGUAAAAUUCGCGAUGAUGUUUCUUAUUAAAAUUAAAGUCUCUCGGAAACUUUGAGAUUCUGAUUGAAAUUGAUAUCGACUGUUUUGGCAAUUUAACGCCAUUUAACUGUUUUUUGUUAGGGUUAACUGGAGUGCAAUUGAGAAAAGCGAUAAAUCUUUUGACUUUAUUGUCUAAACUUUUCAUCACCUUCAUAUUUUGAGGGUCUCCAAUCUUCCUACUUAUAGAUGUGCAAGGUGAUGCCAGGAAGGAUCGGGAAAUUCUAUUUCUCACAGAUUGAUUAACUUGAACUGCCUUCGGUCUAAAAAUUAUCGUUUAAAUAGAAAAGAAAAAUCAUUUUCAAUAUAUUUGAAUAUAAAAAGCUUCGAUUCGUCGCCAGUGAUUUAAAGGUGAAAGCUUCACUUCAAUCGUGUGAUAUUCCUAAAAUCACACUUUUAUUUUAAUAAAAUUUACAUUGAAGUAAAUGUAAGUCGUAAAAAUUAGGUCAAUUUUUAUUUUUAUUUUUUCAUCUUUAUUUUUAUUUAAAAUAUAUUUACAGACAUCGAUCGGUCAUACAUUAGCGCAGCGUGAAUGAAAACAAAAAGCAUUGGUUUGCGGGUAAAAUUGCACAAAAUUAGAGAAUAAAAUCAGGUAAAAUGAAUUUUUUUAGUUAUUUAUAAGCUUCCAAUAAUUUGCCAAUUUUU